Protobothrops mucrosquamatus (brown spotted pit viper) is the source of this 4227-nucleotide messenger RNA. RefSeq names its product activating transcription factor 7 interacting protein (gene ATF7IP). Lineage: Eukaryota; Metazoa; Chordata; Lepidosauria; Squamata; Viperidae. The coding region runs from base 122 to 3538 and encodes 1138 amino acids. The record is from RefSeq and is a predicted model, not a curated record. The transcript has 15 exons. Gene Ontology annotation, biological process: regulation of DNA-templated transcription. Gene Ontology annotation, cellular component: nucleus; transcription regulator complex. Gene Ontology annotation, molecular function: transcription coregulator activity; protein binding.
AUGUUUCUGGAAAAUCACUAGAAAUAAAUUAAGUUUAAAGAUGUAUCUUGUAACAGAAUGUAUCAUUGCUUUCUGGUAGUUUAUAAAUGCUACUUUUUUAAUACUGAAACUUUGAAUUUUGAUGUAUUUCUAUGUAAUUUCCCUUGUGUUUCCAGAGGGUGACACACCUGAUGACGUAAAAAGAAUCAAGAUGGAAAACAGUGAAGAACCUCAAAAAAAAGUUUUUAAGGCCCGUAAAACCAUGCGAGCAAGUGACAGGCAACAGCUUGAAAGUGUAUAUAAAGUAAAAGAAGAUUUUUUGAAGACUGCUGAUCUGAAACUGUUAAAUGGAAAACAUGAAAAUGGGGAUUCAGAUAUCAGUUCUCCUUUAUUAAAUUCUGACUGCAUUGAGGAUAGAGAGGUGAAUGGCCUAAAAGACAUAUAUCUUGAUCCUGAAGACAGAAAAAUAGAAUCUGAUGAAAUCGCUGAUGUCAAAAGUCCGGAUAACAAGGAAAACCAGCAUGGUGACUUAACAGCAAAAUGUGAAACUCUUUCUCCUGAAAACAUUGUUUCUGAGCAACAUCAUGAAAAUAGUAGCCCACCCUUGAGCCCUGGAUCUGAAAGUCAAGUACUUGAAUGUAAUAAAGAUAAUGACAUUCAGGAACAGAUCACUAUAAAAGAGGACCUGAAUGAUAAAGAUCUUUGUGUAGCAGAUAUUUUGGAUCAGAAAACCUCAUCAAGUCAGACUGAAGAAGAAAAUAACAAUGACCAAAUGGUAGAACCAGCAGAAACAAAUGAGUUGGCUAUUACCACUGAACUGUCUAUGGAGGAAAAAAAUAAUGCACAGGAAGCUGUUGUAAAAGAGAAAGUUGAUGAGGAAGCAAUAUCUAGUAGUUUGAAUACAAAUAAAAGUUCAACGAAUGAAAUCAAAUCUGCAGAUGUGGUAGAGACUGUGGCUCAAAAAACUGUAGAAGAACCACCAACUGAGAGUAUGUUGGGAAAUGCAGCUAAAAUGGAAACAGAUGAAAUUAUUCCAAUUUUAGAAAAGCUGGCCCCAGCAAAUGCAUUAAAUUGUUUCUCUCAACCCAUCUUGCUCCCUGUAGAGACUCCUAGCUUAUGUUCAGAAGAAAAGGUAGCAAAUUCUUUAAAUUCUCCAUCUAAACGUGAAAGCAAUGAAAGUUUGCCCAAAGAAGCUUUUUUGGUUCUUUCUGAUGAAGAAGAAGUUUGUUGUGAAAAAGAAGCUGUAGUAUUAAUGCCAAACCAUGAAAAUUCUCCAGAAGGUGGAGAAGAAGAAAAAGAAUUGAAUCCCAUAGAAGAAAAGGAGCCCAACAAGGAGGAGGAGAAACCUCCAGAAAAAUGUGAGGCAUCAAGAAGAAAGCGUUCUAAAUCAGAGGAUAUGGAUAGUAUCCAUUCUAAACGCCGGCGGUAUCUGGGAGAUUUUGAAGCAGAAUUUGAAGUAAAAAUUACAACCAAAGGAGAUGUUCAUCAGAAACUUGAAAAGGUCAUCCAUCGUUUUCUAGAAGAGAAAUUUAGUGCCAUGGAGUGUGCUUUGUUUGAUAAAACUCUAGAAGAUUUGAAAACCAGGGUAGAUAAGAUUGAAUGCAAUAAGAGACACAAAACUGUCAUUACAGAAUUACAGGCUAAAAUUGCAAGAUUGACAAAACGUUUUGGAGCAGCUAGAGAGGACUCAAAGAAAAAAACAGAAAUUCCACAGAACACACCCCAUUCCCCAGGAAAAGCAGUGAGUGAUACUGGCAGUGUCAACAGUGUGACAUAUCGAAAUGCUGGCACAGUAAGACAGAUGCUGGAGUCCAAGAGAAAUGUAGGAGACACUUCAUCAACUACUUUUCAGUCCCCUGUGAAUACAGUGUCUGCUGCUUCUCUUGCUACUCCACAGACACCAGUCAGUGGACAUCAGAAGCCCCAAACACCAGUUACUUCUGCAUCCCUCACAUCUGGCUCUUUGACAACACCUGUUCUUCCCACAGCUAAUACUGCAACAGUAGUUGGUACCAGCCAGGUGGCUGGUGGGAACACACAGCCAAUGUCUGUUUCACUUCAGUCUUUGCCAGUAAUCCUGCAUGUACCUGUUGCAAUGUCCUCUCAGCCUCAGAUCCUACAAGGUCACACAGGAACCUUGGUUACCAAUCAGCAAUCUGGCAGUGUUGAAUUUAUACCUGUCCAAAGCCAAUCAAAUGUUGGUAAUCUAACCAAAACUCCUUUGUCUCUAUCAUCAACUAAUUCAGCAAAACCAAACAAUAACCCUUCAGUGUCCAGUUCAAGCAUUCAGAGGAACUCUCCAGCUAGUGUUGGCUGUUCAAUAGGGACAACCCUUGCAGUGCAAGCUGUUACAACAGCACAUCCUAUUGCACAAGCCACAAGGACUACUUUGGCUACUGUGAGUACUUCAGGAAUAUAUACUCCUCCCAUCAAUAGGAACCCCAUACAGAUGAAGAUUCCUAUAUCGGCCUUCAAUAAUUCAGUUCCUUCUGAAGUGAAUACUACAACACCGAGAGUUGAGAAUCAAACAUCCAGAUUGUUACCACCUCCACCACCAGCAGCAGAUAAUAUAGCAAAUAAGAAAGCACCUGAAGUACCAUCACAGAUUGGAAAGGUUACAGGAGGUAUUGCAGCUGGAGUAAUUGAUCUCACACUAGAUGAUGAAGAUGAUGGUUCUUCUCAAGAUGGCAAGAAGCAGAACCAGAACCAAUCUAGCAAUUCUGGAAUGGGCCUAUCAGCCCCAUCUGUUGCUCGCCCCUUACAUCCAGUACAGACAACCCCUCUCCAACAAGCUGGUGUGCCAACAAGUGGCCUGUCACAAGCCACCAUACAUGUUCUCCCCACAGCCCAGACAACUGUGAAUGUAACACAUCGCCCAGUGACUCAGGCUACAGCUAGGCUCCCAGUACCAAGAGCUGCUAACCAUCAAGUAGUCUACACUACUCUUCCUGCACCAUCAGGACAGAAUCCCAUGAGAACCACUGUUAUGCCGAAUUCUGGUUUAAGGCAGCUCAACCCACAAAAUUCAGGUGUAACCAUGCGAAUGCCUCAAACAACAGCUUAUGUUGUAAACAGUGGGUUAACUUUAGGAUCUGGUGGACCUCAACUCACAGUACAUCAUCGGCCUCCUCCAGUACAUUCAGAGCCAUUGCGGCCUGUGCAUCCAGCCCCUCUGCCAGAGGCCCAGCAGCCCUCCCGAUUGCCUCCAGAAGCUGCCAGCCAUUCUUUGCCUCAGAAGCCACACCUGAAGCUAGCCCGAGUGCAAAGUCAAAAUGGCAUUGUUCUUUCUUGGAGUGUUUUGGAAGUGGACCGGAGCUGUGCCAGUGUGGAUAGCUAUCACCUAUAUGCAUACCAUGAGGACCCAAGUGCCACUGUACCUUCUCAGUGGAAAAAGAUUGGGGAAGUAAAAGCCCUUCCUCUGCCUAUGGCAUGCACACUUACUCAGUUUGUGUCUGGCAGCAAAUAUUACUUUGCUGUGCGUGCUAAAGACAUCUAUGGACGCUUUGGACCCUUCUGUGACCCCCAGUCAACAGAUGUGAUUGCUUCCCAAAGCAGUUAAACUUAAGACAUUGAAAGCUUCCAUUCUUGCCCCAUGGCUGUGGCUUGCUCUAGUUUGAGUUUGUUCUCAUGCAUGAAACUCAUUGUAAAAUCUCCUCUAUAGAAUUAUUUUGGACAGCUCUUUCAUACACUACAAAACUUACAACCAAAACGGAAAUAAAUUCAUAACCUCCAUCAAGAGAGCUUGUAUUUCUGAUGAAAUAGUCUCCUCCCCUUUACUUACAAGCCACUGUACCUAGUAAAUAGUGAGUUAACAAAGUCUUGGGAAUUUGGCUGACAUGUUUCACAUGGUCCACUAGUAAUAUCAGACAUUGACACAAGUGCAAAGUAUAACAAUCAGGUUAGGUGGGAAGCCUGGAUUCAGGGUUGUGCUUAGUCCUAGAAGAGUGACCUGUUGUACUUUACAAGACAUCUAAUCUACUUCCUAAAGGGCAAAGGAACUUAUCCACAAUCAGUUUUCGAGUCCUUGUACAUGGGUCUGCUUAUUGGAAUGAAAAAGUUCCAGGCAGGCUUGCAAUCUAUUUGUCACCAUAACUUGGUAGUAUUUUUAAGCCCACACUAAAGCUAGGUUUCUAGAAAACUUCAUUUGCAUUUUCAAUAGCUUCCUGGUUCUCUUUUUAUGACCUUUCUCUUAAAAUUUUUUAUUUGUGCCUUAAACAAUAAUUUCAAAAUAAAUGCAGUCACACUGUG